GUCGUUGCAUUAUAUACGAAACGUAAUUGAGUUUACAGCACAUAAUAAUACAACAAUCGAUCAGAGUUUUUUUUUUACAAGCGGAAUGUGUUAAAAUUUUGGUUAUUUUAUACCACAAGUAACAAUUAAAGCGGACCUCAGCGUUCACAUUAAACUUUGAUGAAAAUCAUUUAUUCGUAUUCAAGAUUUAAUGCACAAGUAGGAACAAUGGAGAGCGAAAGAUUUGAUGCGUCUGCAGGUGUCGUCGAGCAGAAUUCGCUGAAGCCGGAGACAGCACUGCAGCUGGAUAUUGAGGAGCUUGUGUCGAAUAGCAGCGCCGAUGAGACGCCACCUUCAAUGAUUAUUGUCGAGACUUGCAUUAGCUCCAGACAGCCAGCCACGAGCCAGGUGAAACAAGUCGAAAAGGAGACAGCGAGUGAACAAGCUGGCUGCUCCAUUACGUUGGGCCUCAAGCCGAAUGUGCAGUUCCAGAUACUCUCGUCGAACAUGGAGAGCUUUAGCCAAUCGCUGGCCAACACUGAGGCGGCUCUGGCUGCGGCCAACACCUCCACGUGCGCCGCGGUCAGAUCGGCUGGCAGCGACCUGGCCAUACCCAUACUGCGACGCUGUGCGGACAGUGGAACGCAAUGCAAUAAUCUGAAUCUGGACUGCGAGGCAUCCAACUCGAGCGAUUCGAUGCCAUCGAUUGGUUCGCUCGUCUGUCGCAUUUGCCACAAUGCGGAUAAUCCCGAACAGCUGGUGUCGCCCUGUUUGUGCAAGGGCUCGCUGACAUAUGUGCACGUGCAUUGCCUGGAGCGUUGGAUUAGCACUUCGCGCUGCACAAUCUGCGAACUGUGCCAGUUUCAUUACAACACGGAACAGACGCUGCGUUACACGUGCCUCCAAUCGCUGCGCUUGUGGUACUCGCGUGCUAUGAGCCGGCGUGCCUUGCAGGAGGAUUGCCAAAUGUUCUCGCUGCUGACGUUGGUUGCAUUCGGCAUUAUUGGCACCUUGCUGGUGGGCAUACAGUAUUAUGCAAUGCACACACAAUCCUGGGGCCUGAGCAAGCUGUGGACCAAGUCCUGGAUGUUGUUCUUCUUGUUUAUGACGAUUACAGUUUAUUUUGCAAAUAUCUAUAUGUUAAUCAAGUCCCAGCUGACGCCUUGGUAUCGCUGGUGGCAGUCGGCGCGUGAUAUUAAGCUCAUUUUGGAGAAUCGACGACCCUUUCCGAAUCCGAAUCGCGCACAAUCCCAACAGCAGACCAUAGACACAGCUUCGACGACAGCUUCAAUGUUCACGCAUCACGAUCAACUGGAUGUGCAGCAACGUUCCUCUCAGCCGCGAUUUGGCACGCCCUCAUCGAGUGCCUCCUCGCUGCCAAGAGCCUUGCCCGUCGUCACUGUAGAGCCUCCGCCAGGGGCAGGCAUAGCUGCUACGGCCAAGCUAGAGCAGCCAACAACGGGCACCGAAGCGGCCAUCGGCUUGGCCAUGAUCAGCGUUGGUUCAAACUCAAAUCCAAGCCCCAGUUCAAAUCUCAAUCCCAAGUGCAGCUAUGGCGCUGAUGCUGACGCAAGCGCCGGCACUCCAAAUGACAAGGAACAACCACAACAACAGCCACAGCCACAGCCACAGCAGCAGAAACUACAGCAUCCGCUGAUAGAGGAGAAGGCAAGCAACUAAGUAGUUUGUAAUGCCCAGUGGACAGUUUGUAAUUAAGGCUUCAAGGGCAAGGCGUCGGGCUGGCUCUCGAAUGUUUGCCUGCCAUUUAUUUAAUGUACUUUCAAUGCUUUUAAUGAACUGAACAGAACCCAACUUGUCUUAAAC
Molecule: messenger RNA, 1803 nt
Organism: Drosophila hydei
Lineage: Eukaryota; Metazoa; Arthropoda; Insecta; Diptera; Drosophilidae
Product: E3 ubiquitin-protein ligase MARCH4
Exons: 6
Coding region: 160-1659 (499 amino acids)
Biological process (GO): protein ubiquitination
Molecular function (GO): zinc ion binding; ubiquitin-protein transferase activity
Source: RefSeq, a predicted model, not a curated record